AUGGCUCCCCACGCAAUCGUGUUCGAUCUUCUCACAGCCCUCCUGGACAGCUGGUCCUUAUGGGCCGAAGCGGCAAACAAUGACCGCGAAGCAUCGUACCGAUGGCGCACAAGAUACCUGGAGUUAACCUUCGGCUGCGGCGCAUACCGUCCGUAUGAAGAUCUCGUCUACGAAUCGGCCAGGGAUGCCGGCCUUCCGGACAGUGCACCCAAAGCGCUGAUCGAGGAUUGGGAUCGGAUGCGCCCUUGGCCCGAGACCAAAGAAGUCCUCCUGCAACUGAAGGAAAAGGGAUAUCGCCUCGGAGUGGUCUCCAACUGCUCUGUAGAACUCGGUCGGCGAGCUGUUGCAUUGUGUGGUGUGGAAUUCGAUGCGUUCGUGACAGCGGAAGACGCCGGCUUCUACAAGCCUCAUCCGAAACCAUACGGGUCGAUCCUGUCGGCCUUGGGGGUCGAACCCAAAGAUGCCCUAUUUGUCGCGGGCAGUAAUGGCGAUGUCGUCGGCGCAGCUGCGGCCGGUAUGGAUGUUGUGUGGCAUAAUCAGAUUGGGCUUCCAAGCCUCCCCGGCUCGAAGCCGCGCCUGGAAGGUCGCUCUUUACAUGUCGUUCUAGAUCACCUCCGUCGGGUGGAGCCGACCUCGAGUUCGAGGGCAUCUAGUCGAUCAUCAUCGCGACUUUAG
Molecule: messenger RNA, 675 nt
Organism: Aspergillus bombycis
Lineage: Eukaryota; Fungi; Ascomycota; Eurotiomycetes; Eurotiales; Aspergillaceae
Exons: 1
Coding region: 1-675 (224 amino acids)
Source: RefSeq, a predicted model, not a curated record